Molecule: messenger RNA, 2215 nt
Organism: Eleginops maclovinus (Patagonian blennie)
Lineage: Eukaryota; Metazoa; Chordata; Actinopteri; Perciformes; Eleginopidae
Product: embryonic polyadenylate-binding protein-like
Exons: 16
Coding region: 183-2066 (627 amino acids)
Cellular component (GO): nucleus; cytosol; ribonucleoprotein complex
Molecular function (GO): poly(A) binding; mRNA 3'-UTR binding; poly(U) RNA binding
Source: RefSeq, a predicted model, not a curated record
CCCCUCACAGUUAAAUUGAAACGACGAUACGCGGAGGAGCUCUACAGGUGUUCCACUGUCAUAAUUAAACGAAAACAACCUCCCGCCCCUGUGGAAAGUGUAGAACGGGGGUUGCAACGUGCUGCUCUGAAAAUCAUACUUCAGUAUUCCAACAAUUGGCUUUGAAAGCUCACUGACCCAAGAUGAACAGUGGUGGACAAUCGUACCCCCUCGCCUCUCUGUAUGUAGGCGACCUGCAUUCAGAUGUCACGGAGGCAAUGCUCUACCAGAAGUUCUCUCCUGCUGGACCCAUCAUGUCCAUCCGUGUGUGCCGCGACAUCAUCACCCGCAGGUCUCUGGGAUAUGCAUACAUAAACUUCCAGCAACCAGCUGAUGCUGAGUGCGCCCUGGAUACAAUGAACUACGACGUUAUCAAAGGUCGGCCUAUCAGAAUAAUGUGGUCUCAGCGUGACCCGGGACUCAGGAAGUCUGGCGUGGGAAACAUCUUCAUCAAGAAUAUGGACGAGUCUAUUGACAACAAGGCUCUCUACGAUACCUUCUCUGCCUUUGGCAACAUUUUGUCCUGCAAGGUUGUUUGUGACGAGAAAGGGUCCAAAGGUUAUGGAUUUGUUCACUUUGAGACUCAGGAGGCUGCAAACCGGGCCAUUGACACCAUGAAUGGGAUGCUGCUGAAUGAUAGGAAAGUCUUUGUUGGCCACUUUAAGUCCCGCAAGGAAAGAGAGAUGGAGUUUGGAACCAAAGCGAUGAAGUUCACCAACGUCUACAUCAAAAACUUUGGUGAAGACUACACUGAUGAGAAACUCAAGGAAGUCUUUGCUGAGUUUGGCAGGACUCUCAGUGUGCGGGUGAUGAGGGAUGAGAGGGGCCGUUCCCGAGGGUUUGGCUUUGUGAACUACGCUAGCCACGAGGACGCUCAGCAGGCAGUUGAUGAAAUGAAUGGAAAGGAUAUCAAUGGGAAGACCAUCUUCGUCGGUCGCGCUCAGAAGAGACUGGAGCGCCAGGGAGAGCUCAAGCGCAAGUUUGACCAGAUCAAGCAGGAUCGCAUCCAGCGCUACCAGGGGGUGAAUCUGUAUGUGAAGAACUUGGACGAUACCAUAGAUGACGAGAGGCUACGGAAAGAGUUUGCCCCUUACGGCACCAUCACCAGUGCCAAGGUCAUGACAGAUGGCUCCCAAAGCAAGGGCUUUGGCUUUGUGUGUUUCUCCUCACCUGAGGAAGCAACCAAAGCAGUGACUGAAAUGAACGGGAGAAUUAUUGCCACCAAGCCGCUGUAUGUGGCACUGGCUCAGCGGAGGGAGGAGCGUAAAGCAAUCCUGACCAAUAAAUACAUGCAGAGGAUCUCUACCAUGAGGACCAUGCCAAGUCCCGUCAUCGACUCAUACCAGCAGGCCGGAUACUACAUGACUGUGCCACAGGCUCCCACUCGUUCUUUCUACAACCCCAAUGUCAGUAGCAACAUAAGACCAGGGCCGCGUUGGAGCGGACCGCCACAGAGACUGCAGGGCCCCUACUCGAGCCAAAUUGUUGGAUGCUCUGUUCCCCGACGUGGACCGACCCCCAUCGCUACGGUCAGACAGGCCUCCACUCAGGCUCCACGCAUCAUAAGCGGUUCACAUAAGACAAAUAACAUAGGCACCCAGACCCAGGGCGGGCGUACUGAUGUGCUUGUUAUGGCCAGAGGCGGCCAGUACAGGUACUCCUCUGCAGUGAGAAACGCCCAGCAGGUUGUUACUAUACCGUCAGCCAUGGCAAGAAUACAGGCUCUUCCGGCGCCGAUGAUGGAGCCACCACCCGUGCACUUUGGAGGUCAUGAGCCACUCACUGCUUCGAUGCUGGCUUCAGCUCCACUCUUGGAUCAGAAGCAGCUCCUCGGAGAGCGGUUGUAUCCAGUGAUCCACUCCCUGCACCCAAACUUAGCAGGGAAAAUCACAGGCAUGCUGCUGGAGAUCGACAACUCUGAGCUGCUGCACAUGCUGGAGUGUCCCGAGUCCCUGAAUGCUAAGGUGGACGAGGCGAUUGCUGUCCUGCAGGCUCACCAGGCCAAGGAAUGCUCUCCUAAGAAGUGAAGAAGCCUUUUCAGAUGUCAACGACUUUCUGGAGGAGGGGAAAAAAAACAUAAAAACAGUAAAACUUUGAAAAAGAAAAAAAAACAGUAAAAAGAUCUGAUAUGUUAAAACUAUUUUGUUGUUGCGAAACCUUUUGUUAGAAGAUAAAG